UGCUAUGCAAAACGAAAGUGAAAAUGAUUCUGACCAUCUACACUUUUAUUUAAAAUAUGUUUCUUUCAUAAUAUGGGGAUAAAAUAUUUUGUUUGGCCGAAUGAAAUGUUAAAGUUGAACUGGGCUUUAACUUGGUGGAUACAAGUAUCAGAAUUAAGUAUGGGUCGAACUAAAGGGUCAGGAGGUGGAGGAAGCAAGACCAUGCCACCGGAGGGUCAGAGUCCUGCUUCAUCUGAAGUGAGCACAUCAAGUUCAGUGGCUUCUGCAGAGCUGAGAAUCAAGGAUAAUCUGAAAGAACUAUUUAACUUAAUCCAUCAAGUUCAGGAGGAGAGGACUAGGGGAGAAAACAACUUGACAAAUAUUGCCAAAACUCACGAGAGAAUGCAGCAAGAACAAAAAAUAACACCUUAUUACAAGAACAAACUACGAGGAUUGUAUAAUAAUGCCAUGCAAGAUGCUGAAGGAGAGGCAGAGUUGCUUCGAAAAGCUCUUGAUAAAAUAACUGAAAUAAAGGCC
Messenger RNA from Ruditapes philippinarum (Manila clam), 516 nucleotides. RefSeq names its product SAGA-associated factor 29-like. Lineage: Eukaryota; Metazoa; Mollusca; Bivalvia; Venerida; Veneridae. The record is from RefSeq and is a predicted model, not a curated record. Gene Ontology annotation, cellular component: SAGA complex.